Messenger RNA from Orcinus orca (killer whale), 2898 nucleotides. It is a transcript of the gene TMEM121B, whose product is annotated as transmembrane protein 121B. The transcript has a single exon. The record is from RefSeq and is a predicted model, not a curated record. The coding region runs from base 931 to 2478 and encodes 515 amino acids. NCBI's taxonomy places the organism in Eukaryota, Metazoa, Chordata, Mammalia, Artiodactyla, Delphinidae.
UGGGCUGCGGGUGCUAAGCCCACAUCUGCCGUGGAUUGUACAGAGCUCUGCACUUGUGGCUGCAGGGCUGCUGUGCUCCCGUCCACGGCCCUUCUAUAGCACAUUCACCAUCGCAGCUUUGGGCCUAUUUUCACGGAGGCGCCUCUAGGUGUUUAACUUCCUCUGCCAGCUGCCUCUGCCUACUGUCUCCCAUUCCCGCUUUAAGACCGUCAGAGAAUACUGAAAACUUUCGGCUGGGGCACGCGCACCGCACCGUCCUUUUCCCGCUCCUUUCUUCCCCAGCGUUUAUAUUAGAGAGCUGCUCCACUCACUGGAAAUUGCUCCCUCCCCCCGGGCCGGUCACUGAGCCGAGAGCAGGGCACAUGGAUAUGUAGAAACAGAUGUUUGGGGCUCCCGGUCCUGGUCUCUGUAAUCAGUGCGGCCUGGUUCCUCCUUCGGUUUUCAAGGGCCUUAGGGAGAUGCAGGACGGCCCAGCGGAAAGGGCACCGGACGAAGUAGAGGCCGAAGCUGCCCUGGUGCCUGCAGAGGUCCCAGCCUGGCGCUCAAAGGCAUGGUCUACACUGAGACCAAGGCCACCUGGUCCCUAACGCCCCAUGGGUUCAGCUGGUGGGACCUCGCCGACCACCUCCCAUCCGGCCGCCGGGAUCCCAUCGCUUCCCCCGGAUUCCAACGCUGCGUCCUCCCCGCCCCAACUCCGUGCCCCGGCACCCCUCCCCUUCCUCCCGCCGACACGGCGGCCGGGCUUUCCCGCCUCCCGGCCCCGAAUCCAAUCCCGGUUUCCCCGCCCCGCCCCCAGCUCUCGGCUGGGCCGCCCCGCGCGCCGUCACCGCCGCCGUCACCGCGCGUCGGCAGCAGCCCGCGCGCGCCCGGCCACGGGGCUCGGCUCCGGUGCGCGGCUCCGGCCGGGUAGGCGGGAGGGAGCCGAGGACAAUGCGCCCCGCGCCCGGCGCCCCCCGCGCGGCCCCGCCCCCCGCCCGGCUGCAGCCCCGGUUCCCGCGCGGCCGGAGCGGCUCGGGCAGCAGCAGCGGCGGCAGCGGCGGCGACACCGGCAGCAGCAGCAGCAGCAGCAGCAGCGCGGGCGCCGAGCGGGAGGACGACGACGAGAGCGCCAGCAUCAGCAGGCCGCUGGUGCCCGCCGGGCCCCCGGGGAGCGCCGCCGCCUCCUGCGCCUCCACGCCCACCUCCCCGCGUAGCAUGACCGCCGCCGACCUGGGCGCGGGCGCCGUCGCCGGGGCCGUCGGGGGCGCGGGCGGCGCCAGCCCCGGCCCCUCCUGCCGUUUGUGUUGCUGCUGCUGCGGUCGCCGGGCUCGGCCGGGCCGCGGCGGUGGGCGCCGCGGCUGCGCCCCCGGCCCGGGCUGUCGCUGGGGCUACCAGGCGCUGUCCGUGGCGCUGCUGCUGGCGCAGGGCGGCCUGCUGGACGUGUACCUCAUCGCUGUCACCGACCUGUACUGGUGCUCCUGGGUCGCCACCGACCUGGUGGUCGCGGCGGGCUGGGCCAUCUUCUUCGCCAAGAACAGCCGGGGCCGUCGGGGCGCCGCGCACACCCACCACCAGCACCACCCGCACGCCGCGCCCCUGCACCUGCCUGCCGCCCCCGCCGCCGCUGCCGGGGCUGCGGGAGCCAAGGCGCGCGGCGGCCGCGGGGGCGCGGGCGGCCUGGGGCCGGCGGGGGCGGCCGGCGCGGCCGGCGAGUUCGCCUUCGCCUACUUGGCCUGGCUCAUCUACUCCAUCGCCUUCACGCCCAAGGUGGUGCUCAUCCUGGGCACGUCCAUCCUGGACCUCAUCGAGCUGCGCGCGCCCUUCGGCACCACGGGCUUCCGCCUCACCCUGGCGCUGUCGGCGCCGCUGCUCUACUGCCUGGUGCGGGCCAUCGGCGAGGCAGGCGCCACCCCCGGCUCCGCGGGCCCCCUGCUCCUGCAGCCCCAGCGGCACCGCGCCGCCGGCUGCUUCCUGGGCACGUGCCUGGACCUGCUGGACAGCUCCGCCCUGGUGGAGCUGAUGCUGGACGGCCGCGCGCCGCUGCCCGCGCACCUGCGCUACCUGCUUCUCGCCGCCUACUUCCUCGCGCUCGCCUCGCCGGUGCUCUGGCUCCACGAGCUCCACGCCGCUGCCGCCUCGCCCCGGGGCCGGGCCUCGCGGCCGGGAGGCUGCAGCCGCCUGCUGCGCCUGCUGGGCGGCUGCCUCGUGGACGUACCCUUGCUGGCGCUGCGCUGCCUGCUGGCCGUGAGCUACCAGCAACCGCUCUCCGUCUUCAUGCUCAAGAACCUCUUCUUCCUCGGCUGCCGCGGCCUGGAGGCCCUGGAGGGCUGCUGGGACAGGGAGACCCCGGCGUCCCCGAGUCGGGCUCGGGCAGGCUACGGCGCUCCGCCCUCCGCCCCGUUGGUGCCGGGAGCCCCCCAGCUGGGCCACUGCAUCUCGGAGGACGAGGGGGGCGCCCACGGCUACGUCAACACCCUGGCUGUGGCGUCCCAAAACUGAGGGGUCUGGGGGCUUGCUCUGGAGUUGGGAGACCCCGCUCCCUGUCCUGCGACCUUCCCUCACCCAGACUGGAUCAGCCUCUGUUUGGGGGAGGUAACUGUAAACAGGGCUGAGAGCCAGCGCACCCCUCUGAACCCCUUGGGUCAAGACUGCUCAGAAGGAGCCAGCCGCUGAAGAGACGGAGGAGGGUCGCCGGCUCUCCUCCUCUCGACGCCCUUCCCCAAUCCUUCUCUCCAGGGGCGGGGCACCUCUGCUUCUUGCUUCUCCCACCUCCUCUGAUUCCUCUCCCUUGCAGGGCAGAAUGGAGGAAAGGGGGGCCCAGGGCCUUUGGCCACCCACCUUGCUUGGACGUGCCAGCUUCUUUUAGGCUGUGGUUAGUGGUCCUUGACCCACACCUUGAAAUGACCCAGAAUCCCAUGC